Molecule: messenger RNA, 3132 nt
Organism: Frieseomelitta varia
Lineage: Eukaryota; Metazoa; Arthropoda; Insecta; Hymenoptera; Apidae
Gene: REPTOR
Exons: 6
Coding region: 606-2321 (571 amino acids)
Biological process (GO): regulation of transcription by RNA polymerase II; response to unfolded protein
Cellular component (GO): nucleus
Molecular function (GO): RNA polymerase II transcription regulatory region sequence-specific DNA binding; DNA-binding transcription factor activity, RNA polymerase II-specific
Source: RefSeq, a predicted model, not a curated record
CGACUUUUGUCAUGUGAUCGUUCCCUAUUUAUGUUAAUAUCAGUGAUACUGUCUCGAAAUCUUGUGGCAAAACAAUAACAAACUGUAUUUUACGUGUAUUGAAUCGUAUGAAUUUUUAGUGCAUAACUAAGAAGGGUGGUACAAGAAUAAACAGCAGUAUAUAUUUUUUUGUCUGUAACAGUUUUUGUUAAACCUGGGGAAAGGUUAAAUUACUACAACAUCAAGAUCAGAAUAUUUUUUGAGUCAAUGUUGUUGGCUAGGAAAAAUAUUUUGCUGACGAAAGUCAUGGUCGUUUAGUUUGAGGGUGGUGAAUAUACUAUGUAAUCCUGUACAUUAAGGAUUGUUAUUGAUGUUCAAAGUAUGCAAACCAAUGAAUCCUCAUAUUAAACUUUAUUAUUUAUAUGAACUAUAAAGUGAAUCCGUAAGCAUAUACGGAUUCUAAUAUAUUUUCCCGUUUGGAAUUAUCCAAAUUAAAUUUAAUCAUCAAAUGAAUUUUAUUUAAAUAUUUAAGAUUUUAAAACUUCACAUAGACUAAACUAUUUAGAAGAAAAGCAAACUGGAGAAUCUGAGUACAUUGAACUAUUCUCGGAAAUAAAACUAACUCAAUGGAUAGAAUAAUAAAACAAGAACCAAAUCAAGAAAUGGGUCCUUCAUCAGCUUCAGUACCAAUACCAGGAGGACACAGAAGUACCAGGGGUGUAUAUGAACAAUUUUCACCAUCGCCAUUAACAUCAAUGUGGCCAAAUAGAUCAGACCACAUAGAAUCAUCAUUUAAAGCAGAUGCUGAUCAGUUAGAUGAUUUUUUUAAAACAGAAAAGUGGGAAGAUGAUGACAUACUACAAGUGGAUAAAGCAGAUCUUAUUCAAGGACCUACACUUGCUGAAUUAAAUGCAAAUGAUGAUACUCUUCUUGGAGAUUUAAAUUUUGACGACUUACUUUUGCCAGAAGAGAGAGUUCAACCGUUUAAAACGGAUGCUAACGUAGUUCAAUCGGUUGGACCGUUGUUUAACGAUAACAAUGUUGCAUUUGCUCCAAGUAGUUUUCCACAAUCUGGAUCAACAUAUCGUAAUAUUUGUCCUACGUAUAUAAAUGCACAUGGAUUCAAUUUGAAUAUAAAUAUCAAUGUUACUGACAAUUUGGAGACAAUUAGUCCUAAUGCUUUUCCAAGUCCAGGAGCCAGUAACAUUGCAGGUAGUUCAACUGCAAGUUCUUCAACAUCUCUACAGCCUACAAAUAAACCUAAUGGACAGUCUGCUCUUCAUGAAUUGUUAAUGAGACGAUGUGAAAAUUCUUUUGAUAAUUCUAUUCAUGGUCAGAUGGAUGUUGGAUGUGCAAAUAAUAAGUCAAAAGUUUCUAGACUAUCUAUGUCUGCACCAACUCGAACAAUGGCACUAGACCAAAUUUGGGCUCGUAGAGAACCACGUCCACAUUUAUUAAGUACUGGGAGCCUUGGUGUUGUUGAAGCUGGUUCAACAAGUAGUUUAAGUACUGGGGGUGCACUUAGCCCAGAUCCACUUUAUCAUAUUGAUCCCCCUAGUCACGAUGAAGGUUAUGAAGAUAGUGAUGAUGAUAGUGACCACUAUGAUGAUUAUAGUAGUGAUAACGAUACAGGUGGUAGUGAUGGUGAAGAUCAAAAUACUGGAAGUAGAAUGGGAAGUGGAAGUGUGGAUUCAAAUCGAGAUAAUAAACAUAUUAAAAAAGAACGAUAUUUUUGGCAAUAUAAUGUUCAAGCAAAAGGGCCAAAAGGACAAAGGCUUGUUGCAAGAACGCGUCUUGAAGAUCCACAUAUUUUAAAUGAAGCCACGGAUCCUGUUUUUAGCCCUCAUUGUGCCCUUCGUGGAAUUAAACACAGUGGAAAAGCUCGAAAAGGCGAUGGAAACGAUCUUACUCCAAAUCCACGAAAAUUGUAUAGUAUUGGUCGUGAAUUGGAUAAAUUAUCUCGUAUUAUUAAUGAUAUGACGCCAGUUUCUGAGUUACCAUUUACAGCAAGGCCCAAAACACGUAAAGAAAAAAACAAACUUGCAUCAAGAGCAUGCCGUCUAAAGAAAAAGGCUCAACAUGAAGCAAAUAAAAUAAAACUACAUGGCUUAGAACAGGAACACAAACGUUUAAUUCAAGGUAUAUGCCAGGCUAAGCAAACUCUUGCUGCGAAACUAACAGAACCUAAUCCUGAAAAUCAAGAAGAGUUAACGCGUCAAAUGGAAAAAUACUGUAAAUUGGCUACCAAGAUACGAAUAGCAAAUCAUUCGACUGAAUUUGUCAAUAAAGUAUUGGAUAAAGUACGUUCUGGUGUCCCUGAUGGUGGCAUUGAUGAUUUCUAAUACACACCAGUUGUUUGUUAGAAAUGUUCAUAUGUGCGCAUAAAAUAUGCGAGGAGGAAACGAUGUGUAUAGAAUAUUAAAUUCAUCGUAAAUUAUGAAUUGAAUGCUUCACAUGGAAAUCGAAACCAAAAAUAGAAAGUAAGAAUAUUAAUAAUUUGAUUUUAAAUAUAUUUAUAUUAUUUAAAAUCAGUUAACAAACAAUAGAUAAUUAUUAUCAGUGUUUUGUAGGAUUGGUUGCAAAUAAUUUUAUAAUAUAGCAUACAUUUGAAUUUUAUGUAAGAGAAUAUUAUUUUGUGAUGCUAUUUACCAAGUGUGCAGAUAUUGGUUGCACAUUUCUUUUAUAUACAGUUAUAUACGUUGCACAUUAGAUUUUGCUUAAAGCUGUGAUAAUUUUGUUAAAUAAUUAUCAAUAAAUUUUUUUAUAGAAUGUAUGUAGUCUAUAUGAAAGCAGUACAAAAGUUCAAUUAUUUAGAAUAUUAAUUUAAUUGAAUAAUUUGAAUAAUUUGAAAUGUACCAUCGAUUCUCUCUCGCUAAGACGCUGCAUUCCUAUUUCCUAUUUCUGCUUUUUUCUCUUUCAUUAGAUGUAUAUACUUUGUGUACGUUUUGUAUAUGUGCGUAUGUGUAUACAUAUAUGCAUAUGAAGUAAAAAACAAAGCGCUAAUAUUGCAAUAUUAUUCCAUAUAAUUAUUAUGAAAUAGAGUGAAAUGUGGAAAAAAAUUCCCGUCUUCUUUUCUUUUGUCUUUAAAACACAAAAAGAAAAUAAAACAAAAAAAUUAAAGUACAUUUUCUAUGGCAAUAUGAAUUUUUGUUU